This is a messenger RNA of Drosophila kikkawai, 1725 nucleotides long. RefSeq names its product slit homolog 2 protein-like. Gene Ontology annotation, molecular function: protein binding. The record is from RefSeq and is a predicted model, not a curated record. NCBI's taxonomy places the organism in Eukaryota, Metazoa, Arthropoda, Insecta, Diptera, Drosophilidae.
UUAUUCGUCAAAAAAGGUACGGAAGACAACAAUUUAGGGAAAACGUAUUUAAAAAUAUAAAUGAAUAUUAUAUUUAUAUUACUACUGGCAACUGCCUUCAUUCCGGGAAUGGCAAAAUCUGAGGGCUCCUGCAAUGGAGACAACUGCAACAGUACGGCAACAGAUGCAACUUCCUCAGAUGAAUGGAUGAUGGUUUCCUCCGUUGUAGAGACGCUCCAAAUGGAUGGCUGCAGUAAUCUUGCAAUUCUGGAACUCACCCCCAGUCUACUCACAUUGCAGAUAUCCAAUUGCUCCUGGUAUAGCAUUAAUAUAAGCGAAUUUAGUGCGGUGGCCAAUCUGAAAACUCUGGAGAUGCGAGGUGGCAGACUUGUGAAACUUCUCAGCGAUCAGUUUGUCGAGUUGCCCCAUCUGGAGAUCCUCGACCUUCAGAAAAACAAAAUACGCGUAGUUUUCGAAGACACCUUUAAAGGACUUUCCCAACUGUGGAUGCUUUGUUUGAACAGCAAUAGAUUAAUCACAUUGCAGGAGAAUCUAUUCUCUCCUCUUCCGGAGCUCAGCCACCUUGACCUAAGUGAUAACAAUAUUAAUGGGCUUCCAGAGGGCAUCUUCGCUAACAAUCCAAAGCUUCAAGUAAUUUGCCUUCGUGGAGGUUCGUUUUUAAGUCUAUCCCCUAAAGUUUUGGGACCACUUAAAAAUCUAAUAUUUGUGGACCUGAGCAAUAACUACCUCAGGAACCUGCAACUACCCAGCUCCGAAUCAAUUCGUCUAGAGAACAGUGGAAUGCAUGAGCUUAGAAUCGGCAAGGUCAGCAGACUCCAGGCAAGAGACAACUAUUUAGAUUACCUCAACAUUAAGGAUAAAGCUGCUGUCACAGAGCUGUGCCUGCAUGAGAAUAGCCUGGAAACGGGCGCCAUCUCAGACGCUCUCCAGGGGAUGUGGAGACUUCAACGCUUGGAUAUUUCUAAAAACCGGAUGAAGGAGUUGCCUAUCUUCACAAAGGAAAUGCUGGGUGAGGUGUUUGUCCUGCCCAACCUAAGGUUUGUCAACAUGUCGAAAAAUAUACUGAAGCACCUGCGUGCUGACUCGCCGAUCCUGUCCCCCAGUCUUAUUUACUUGGACUUGUCAGACAAUAAGAUACGCAGCAUUGAGCCACAUACCUUUAGCAUGGCCAGCAAUCUUCAGAGCCUGCUUAUGCAGGGAAACCAGCUCUUGUACUUCCAGUAUGAACUCUUUCACCAUCAGCAACGAAGCCUCAAGGAAGUAGCCCUCUAUGGCAACGAGUUCCGCCCCGAAAUAUACGAGAAAAUCACCAAAUACUUUGCAAAUGCUGGUGUUCUUGUACUGGAGAAAAACCAAGAAGCUUCAUCAAAGAUCAACAGAUCCAAUAAUGAUACUUUCCAAGCCAAAAUGCUCAUUGGUAGACUGCAUCCGAAAAGGCAGCGCAUUGAAGUACAUCGGCAGCCCGCUGACCAACGAAUUUUUAAGAAAUUGAGUACUUGGAAUAUCCUCAUCUUAUUCAGUCUAAUGGUUGCCCUGACUCUUAAUGCAAUCCUUGUCAUUAAGCAUCUACGUUCCCGUGGUAAAAGGGCUUGGAGGCGAAAGUAUUCCACUAAAAUAUAAACCAGUUUCAUCAACAGGAAUGGCUCUGCAAUAUGAUUCUAUUUUUUAUAUUGUAUAAUUUAAAAUAAAAAUAAUAAAAUAAUUAUUGUAAAGCUACUAACUGCA